Ostrinia furnacalis (Asian corn borer) is the source of this 3902-nucleotide messenger RNA. Its product is annotated as laminin subunit gamma-1-like. The transcript is spliced from 13 exons. NCBI's taxonomy places the organism in Eukaryota, Metazoa, Arthropoda, Insecta, Lepidoptera, Crambidae. The record is from RefSeq and is a predicted model, not a curated record. The coding region runs from base 479 to 2116 and encodes 545 amino acids.
UCGAUCAUUGCUUUCUGAUGGUCGUAUCAGCAGUGACAAUUAUUUUAUUGCUUGUGUAGUGAUUUACGGUAAAUAGUGAAAAAAAUGGAGGCUAUUAACCGCAUUCAUCUUUCCAUCAUCCGAGACGUAGAGGCUUUAUUGAAAGAUCUCACUCAUGAGAUCGAAGUAUUUGAGUAUGAACAUAUGGCUCUCUGCGAUGACGACUUAGAUGUUCCGGGCAACAUGAUCGAAUUUGAGUUUUAUGAGCUUGCCCAAGAAAGUGUAACUUUGAUCAGGGCGCUCUUGGAAGAGAUUCGGCACCUUUUCGACAAUCUGCGUCAAACACUUUGGUAAACAACCAGAGUGUUAAAAAAACAAAAAAAAAACGUAGAUCAGUGUAUUAUUAUUUCGUAGUAUUUUAGUAGUAUAUUCUGUAGUUUAUUCGUCAGUGUAUUUCGUGACUGUUUUCAUCAGUAAAAGUAUAAUAACAUUGUGUAAGAUGCCUAAAAUGUGUAGUUUUCGUAUCGUCUUCGGCCGGCACAGCUACAGAUACAACCCGCUGCACCCUGCUCCACCACAAAGAAGGAACAUGCUGUUCAAGAUUGAAGACGAGAGCUACGAGGGCUACGAAGCUGUGGAGAGAAGCAAGGGCAACGUCUCCAAGGCAGAAGACACCAUCGAGGCUGCACAGAAGGAAAUCAACAGCGCUCUUGAAUAUCUGGAGGGCGAAGGCGCCGCAGCCUUGGCCAAGGCCCGCGACCGCUCCGACCAGUUCGGCAAGCAGUCCGGAGAAAUGUCCAACCUGGCCAAGGAGUCUCGUCUGCUGGCCGAGAGGCUGGAGAACGAGGCCAGGAACAUCAGGGAGAUCGCUGAGAAGGCAUUCAACAGCUCGCUCUCCGCCAACAAAAUUGCUAAAGAUGGGAUCACUAAGCAGGCAAACAUCAGCAACGAAAUCCAGAUCCUGAGCAACGAGCUGAAUGCAGCUAGCGGGAAGCUGAGCAGCAUGGCUGAACUUGCCGAGCAAGCGCUCGACCGCGCCAAGAAGGUCUACGACGAGGCUCUGGGCCUGUACGCAGAGGUCAACACCACCAUGCUGCCCGACAUCAAGAUCUGGAACCUGAAGCAGGACGCCGCCGAAGUUAACAAGACCAUUGAUAGCAAAUCAGCAGAGCUGGAUCGUCUCAUUGCCGAAAACGAGGAAACUCUCCACACUCUCGACACAGCUGUAACUCGGGGAAGGGAGCUGCUGGACCAAGGCCACGACAGACAGGACGAGCUCAACGACCUGCUGGCCAAGCUGGACGAGCUGCAGGCGCAGGCCCGACACGACGUGGAACUCACCAACGCUACCUUGAAAGAGGCAAAUGAGAUCUACAAGACGCUUAAAGAAUUCAGCGACCAAGUGACGGAGUCCCGCCAGCAGGCCAACCAAGCUGCUCAAGAGGUGCCCAGCAUCCAAGAGAAGGUAGCUGCCGCUGAGGAGAGCAUCAACAGCAUUACUGAGGAGCUGACCGUGGCCAGUGACCGAGCCAAGGAAGCCAGGGACAUGGCGCGCCAGGCGCAGAUGGAAUACGCCGAGAAGGCCUCAGAGGCUGCUCAUGAGAUCCGCAAGAAAGCGUCCUCGGCCAGAGCUGACGCUUCCAAGCUCAGGGAUGAGACCGACAAACUGUCUACGCGUGUUCAAGGAACUGCUAAGCAAAUCGAAGAUCUGGAGAAAGAAGCAGCUGAUAAUAAGCAGCUUACAGGCGACGCGAAGAUGAAAGUCGGUCAAGCCAACACCGACGCUAGAGAGGCCGACAAGCAAGCCUCUCAAGGUCUUGAAGACCUGAAGAUCAUCAUGGAGGAACUUCAGAAUCUGCCUACACUGGACGACCAAGCAUUGGAUAGGCUGCAGGAAAGCUUGGAUGCAGCUGAGCAGGCCUUGCGGGCGGCUGACCUUGAUGGCAAGAUCAAGUCGCUGACAGAAGCAAAGAACAACCAUCAAAGGUGGAUGAAGCAGUACCAAGAACAGCACCAAGAGCUCCAAGGCGAGGUGGACAACGUGAAGGACAUCAUGGAGCAGCUGCCUCAAGGCUGCUUCAAGCGCAUCGUGCUCGAGCCCACUGAGGCGCCCAGCCGUCCCGCCUACAGCAACUAGACAGCACCAGGUAUAAACUGUGUGGCUGAAUACUAUCAGGAGCGUCGGAGAUACGUCGACGCAGUGAUGCGACUCUCAUGAAUACACAUAGUCACACAUUUUAGAGUCAGUAAUUUGAACCGUGUAGCUAUGAUCGGUCGGAUAAUAUAAAAAUAAUAAAAAGCACAAAAAAAUAAUAGGUUACUUAUUUUCUGUGGGGACCUCCGGAAAAAACAACAUUCUGAGGGUCUUAGCUCUCGAUUGAUUGUAAAAAAAAGGGGGCACCGCGUCAUUUACUCACUAAUAUAAACGUAAAAUUACUGACUCAUACAACUAAUAGUCAUUGAUGUUGUGUCCAUAUAAUAAUCGUAAUAAUACUCUCAAGUUUUAAUCUCACUAAAAUCUAUCCAAGAGGCUACCAAUCCUAACAAUGUUGUACUUUGCUGUACCUAUUUUAAUUUGUAUUCAAAAAGAGGCGACGCUCCCAACAUCCCUGUGCCUUGAAACUUGUUCUUUUUUUAUUUUAGGUUAAAUAUGACGAAAAUAUUUGUUAUUGUAUCAAGUCAUUAUAGUUUUAAUAAAGUUUUAACUUCCUAUAUUAUUUCUCGUAUGAAACCUUUUUUACAUAUUUUUAGUAGGAGUGUGGGUGCUUGAGCAGAGCAGUGCUGUAGAGUUUCAGUACGGAGGACAUUGAGUACUUUUGUCUGAUAUACUUAAAACCUACCAUCUCGAUAUUUAACGUCUUUAAGGCAUCACUAUUAUACCUACUAUUAACUUCUAUUACAAGGUCACUUAAUGCAGAUAUCCUGAAGAAAGAAAAGUUGCACAAAAACUCUACCGUCUACCCUGCUUAGGCACUCCCGCUAGCACUGACUAAAUUGUAAUUACAAUUAAAGCAUCAUCGAUGCUCUAUUUUGAUAAAAAUAUACAUUUAUCUUAGUCCCGUUAAUUUACUAGUUUCUGAUGCUUUUAGAACUACAAAAAUGUUGAUGAUUCCAUUGCCCUGGCAAUUUAGGUUUAUUUCGUGAAUUUAUUCCAUGUUCUACCUAUAGCUUCGAUUAUGAGAAAAAUGAUAGGCGACAGCGUUAUGUUUAUAUUUCAAAAAGUGCCAUAGGAUUGUAGUGACUUAUCUUCUUUAUUAUUGUGUACUUAUGUACAGUCGACGGCACAUCAGCCUCCUAUUAAUGGUGAAUAUUCCCAAUAGAUCGUGGAAUUUGUGCGUCUUGUAAUACGGUUCAAAAUCGAUUAUGGUAGGUUGGUGUACUAUCCACUGUGCUAACUGCAUUUAUCCGCAUUUUUUGUACUUAGAAUAGUAUAUUGUAAGGUCUUAAAUAUAUCAAAUAGUAAAUUACUCAAUUAGUAAUAGCAUUUUUGAACAAAAUUCACCUUUUUUCAUAACUUUGCCCGCUAUACGGGGUCGGCCAUUUUAAUGAUAAGUGCCCAGGCAAGUAUUGCUGAAUAAAAUUGUAGGUAUCAUUUUGUAAGUUAGUACCUACCUACUGAAUCACUGCUUAAAACCACUUGUUUGUCUGUAACACUAUAAGUAUAACUAUACUUUUUAAUAAUAACUCUGAAUACACAUUCAUUGUAGUCACAUUGAUGUCGAAUUUUAUCCAAUUUAAUAAUAAUAAAGCACGGACCCAUUAAUGUAUUUUUAAAUUAUUUCACAGUGCCAUUAUUAUGUAUUCUGGUACAAUUGUAAAUAUUUUAGUUAAAUGUAAAUAUAUGAUUAAGUUCAAUUUUAUUGCUUUCAUUAGGUUUGAACACUAUUUAAUCAAAACAAUCGGUUCAAAUAGUCCUGGAUUCA